AUGUGGCUGUCCCAGUUCGGCGUGAGGGUUGUUCCCCUCUCAGAGUGCGCUGGCACGAUGUACAUCUUAGGUAUAGUGCAUCCUGAGUUGCCUUCACUUGACAAAGCCCUUGUACUAUCCGCUGUCCAGGGGUGUCCCCAGCUAGCCUCAUCACCCCUAUCAGUUAGACUACUUUAUCUGCUGUCUUCCUAA
This is a messenger RNA of Aspergillus niger, 192 nucleotides long. RefSeq lists its product as uncharacterized. The record is from RefSeq and is a predicted model, not a curated record. The transcript has 3 exons. The coding region runs from base 1 to 192 and encodes 63 amino acids. NCBI's taxonomy places the organism in Eukaryota, Fungi, Ascomycota, Eurotiomycetes, Eurotiales, Aspergillaceae.